This is a messenger RNA of Vanrija pseudolonga, 3694 nucleotides long. It is a transcript of the gene gpt, whose product is annotated as putative alanine aminotransferase, mitochondrial. The record is from RefSeq and is a predicted model, not a curated record. Gene Ontology annotation, biological process: amino acid biosynthetic process. Gene Ontology annotation, molecular function: aspartate kinase activity; pyridoxal phosphate binding; L-alanine:2-oxoglutarate transaminase activity. Bases 86 to 3481 code for a protein of 1131 amino acids. The transcript has 4 exons. Lineage: Eukaryota; Fungi; Basidiomycota; Tremellomycetes; Trichosporonales; Trichosporonaceae.
GCCGUGAGCCGCAUCACACUGCCGAAGUCUGUUCUGGCCUGCUACAGACUAGCCGCGUCCCUCCUACCUACUCCACACACGUUGAAUGUCCUCCUCAUCUCCUCAUCUUGCAAGAAAUCAAAAACCUAUAAAAACAAACAAGCCAAGGUUGCGACUAGACAGCAACAUGGUCUCGUUCGCAUCCCCAGUAUCCUCGGGAUUAGCCACCCCCAGAUCCUACUAUGGCGAUGUCGACGAGUCGCUCCUCCACAACAAUGUCGAAGCAAACCUCCCAUGGGUUAUUCAGAAGUAUGGCGGCACCUCUGUCGGCAAGUCGCUCGACUCGAUCACCCAGAUUGUAGAGUCAUAUCUCAAGACAAAUCGCGUCGCUAUUGUCUGCUCGGCGCGCUCGACCCAGACCAAGGCCCUCGGCACGACCAACCUCCUCCUCCAGGCGUCUCGUGAGGCCCUCGAGCCGUCAAAGUCGCGCCCCGACGCCUCGGGCUACCAGACGCCAUUGUACCCCAAGCGGGUCGGCAGUGGCUUCUUCAGCGGCUCGAUGAUCUCUUCCUUCUCCUCAUUGAAGGACGACACCCCCGCCCGCUCUUCCUCUCCUUCCCCCUUCCACCCCGUUGCUGGCAAGAAGGAGGACAAGAGCAGGUCGCACUCGCCGACCGACUCGUCGGGCCCGACUACCCCGACGGGCUCCGAGCCGCUCGAGCCUCGCUUCCACACGACUGUCGACACGAUCAAGCGGUCACAUCUGGACGCUGCCCGCGCCACGCUCAAGGAGGGCGCAUUGCGCGACGAGCUCGAGGAGGAGAUUGAGCGCGACUGUGAGGUCCUCCGCUCAUUCUUGAAUGCCGCGCACAUCAUCGACGAGAUCUCGCCAAGGUCACAGGAUUCCAUCAUCGGCACCGGUGAGCGACUGGCAUGCAAGAUCGUCGCCGCGGCUUUGAGGGAUCGUGGCGUCGACUCUGAGCUCGUUGUCCUUGACAACAUUGUUGACGCGGCUAUGACCGCUGCGACCGACGCCGCUCUCACUGCCUCUGGAGACCAGGGCGUCGCCCAACUUGGCCAGUCUUUCUACGACGAGCUCGCUGUGAGGCUUGGUGAGAGAUUGAGAGAGUGCGGUCACCGCGUUCCCGUCAUCACCGGAUACUUUGGCGCCGUCCCUGGCUCGCUCCUCGCACAGAUCGGCCGUGGUUACACCGAUCUGUGUGCCGCGCUGUGUGCUGUCGGUGUGGCCGCGUCUGAGCUCCAGGUCUGGAAGGAGGUCGACGGCAUCUUCACUGCCGACCCCCGCAAGGUGCCCACCGCCCGCCUCGUGCCCUCUAUUACGCCCGACGAGGCCGCUGAGCUUACCUACUACGGCUCUGAAGUUAUCCACCCCUUCACCAUGGAGCAGGUCAUCCGCGCAAAGAUCCCCAUUCGCAUCAAGAAUGUUGACAACCCCGGAGGUCCUGGCACCAUCAUUCUCCCCGAUCAGGACUUCCCCGUCGGCCUCAACGUGCCCCCUCCGGCGCACCUCCCGAACGGUUUGCUCGACCGCAUGCCGACGGCCGUUACCAUCAAGGACCAGAUCAUUGUCCUCAACAUCCACUCGAACCGCAAGACCAUCUCGCACGGCUUCCUUGCGCGCAUCUUCGGCACCCUCGACCGCGCUGGUGUCGUCGUCGACCUCAUCUCGACGUCCGAGGUGCACGUCUCGAUGGCGAUGCAGCACUUUUUGAACCCUCGCCGCUUGGAGCGCCUCAUCCGGGACCUCGAGAAGAUUGGCGACAUUACCGUGUCGAACGACAUGGCCAUUCUCUCGCUCGUCGGCCGCAACAUGCGCAACGCCAUUGGUUCGGCCGGCCUCAUGUUCGCCUCGCUCGCCAAGGCCGAGGUCAACAUCGAGAUGAUCUCGCAGGGUGCGAGCGAGAUCAACAUUUCGUGUGUGAUUGAGAACAAGGACGCCAUCAAGGCCUUGAACAUCAUCCACGACUCGUGCCUGGCCGUCCCCGCGGCCCCGGCUACCAACGGCGACGCCAACGGUGGUGCCAAUGGCUACGUCCACUCCAAGGCGCUCACGGUCGACACGGUCAACCCUGCAGUCCUGAACGUCGAGUACGCCGUCCGUGGCGAGCUCAACGCCAAGGCCGAGGUCCUCGCUACCAAGCUCGCCGAGGGAGCAAAGCUGCCCUUUGACCACAUCACCUACGCCAACAUUGGCAACCCGCAGGAGAAGGAGCUCAAGCAGAAGCCCCUCACCUACUGGCGCCAGGUUACCUCGUUGGUCGAGUACCCCGACCUUCUUACCCACCCAUUGGCCAACGAGCUGUUCCCUGCCGACGUGCUCGCCAAGGCGACCGAGCUCAACGCCGAGUUUGGUUCGAUCGGCGCUUACACUGGCUCCAAGGGUUCGCUGCCGAUUCGCCAACGCGUCGCCAAGUUCAUCGAGGCUCGUGAUGGCUUCCCUGCCGACCCCGAGCACAUUUACCUCACUGGCGGUGCCACCCCUGGCGUGUGGAUGAUCCUCGGUCUCGCUCUCCGCCCUGGAGACGCUGCUCUCAUCCCCCGCCCCCAGUACCCAGUGUACACUGCCUGCCUCGCCCACCUGCACGCAGUCCCCGUCUCGUACAGCCUGAAUGAGUCGGAGGGCUGGGCGCUCGACCUCACGUCAUUGAAGAAGGCCAUUGCCCGCGGCCGCAACGACCUGUCGAUCAAGACGCUCAAGGCAUUGGUGGUUAUCAACCCCGGCAACCCCACCGGCUCGUGCCUUUCUGAGGAGAACAUGCGCGAGAUUGUGCAGAUCGCCUACGACGAGUCGCUUCUGCUUCUGGCCGACGAGGUGUACCAGACCAACAUUUACGAGCCCGAGCGCAAGCCGUUCAUCUCGUUCAAGCAGGUCCUGCGCUCGAUGCCCGAGCCGAUUGCGUCGUCGGUCGAGCUCGUCUCUUUCCACUCGAUCUCCAAGGGUGUGAGUGGCGAGUGCGGCCGCCGCGGCGGAUACAUUGAGACUGUCAACCUCGACUCUGGUGUCGAGGAGCUCCUUCUCAAGAUGGCCUCGAUCUCGCUCUGUGCGCCAGUGUCGGGCCAGAUUGGCGUCGACCUGCUCGUCUCGCCUCCCAAGGCUGGCUCGCCAUCAUACGAGCUCUUCCAGAAGGAGUCUCGCGAGAUCCACGAGGGUAUGCGCGACCGCUCGGCAUACAUGCGCGAGCAGUUCAACGCGCUCGAAGGCGUGUCGUGCCAGCCGGCCGAGGGCGCCAUGUACCUCUUCCCGCAGCUCACGCUUCCCCCGCGCGCGAUUGAGGCCGCCAAGAAGGCCGGCAAGGAGGCCGACGUGUUCUACGCCCUCGCUCUGCUCGACGCCACGGGUAUCUGCACCGUCGCCGGCUCGGGCUUUGGCCAGGAGGACGGCACGUACCACCUGCGCGUGACCACACUCGCCCCCAACGUCGAGGACAUGAUGGCACGCAUCACAAAGUUCCACAACGAGUUCUUGUCACAAUAUGCUUGAGCUUGCUUUGGGGGACGACAAACGACGGAAAACGACACAUUUCAAUGUGUUUCGACAUCCAACUGUUGUAACACGUCUUGAUCAUACGGUUAGUGUUUCACGCUCUAUGCGUGGUCGACAUCCAACUGUUGUAGCACGCAUCACACAAAAGUAGUUUCUGGCAGCGCUGCUGCUGCUGGAUAAUCAAACCCAUUAUGCAUUCAUUACCCACGG